AUGCUCAACCGUCCUCCCGCUUUAGCCACUUCUGCGGGGGGAGCUAACGCAGCCCAUAGGCGGAAACGGUCCAUCAACAGGAAGGGCACCGGAACGCUCUCUUUACCCCUCCUCUCCCCUUCCGCCGCGUCGUUCGGCGCUCUCCCCGGCGCGGCUUCCCCCGCGGGCGGCGCAGCGGCUCUCGCGCAAGGCUCGCCGAUGGCGGGAGGAGGAUCGGGUAACCCGAUGACCCCCAUGUCGCCCAUGUUUUAUUCGUCGCUGCUGCCGCCUGCGUCGCCGUCCGUGCUGCACCUGGCGCUGCAGAUCGACCUGCCUCGAGACCACGUGGAUGCCUUGAAGGCAGUGCUCCAGGUCAUCGGCAACUUUGCCAACGCGGGCGAGCUCCAUCAGACGGCAGUGUGGGACCGCUGCUUCCCCGGCACUUUCUCGCGCCUCGCCACAGUGCGCUCCCCCGCGGUGCAGCGCCCGCUCUGCAUGGUGCUCUUCACGUGCUGCCGCGCCGUGCCCAAGCACGUCGACGGGUUGGGGGGAUCGAUGGACGGGGUCGCGCUGCUCGCGGGCGCGCUCAGGGCGCAAGGGGAGGCGCUCGUUGCGCGCGCGGAGGGGCGGGAUGGCGGCAGCGGUGGGGCUGUUUUCUCAGCUCUCCCGGACGCUGCCUCCAACGGAAUGGACGAGUGGUUGGGUCUGUUAAUUGAGAGGCUCUGCCUGCGCGCGCGGUACUUCGAGCCAGUCUUCAAGAACCUUCCCAACUUCUCGCCGCGCCCUGCCCUCGGGCAGGUCCGAGGGCUUUUCUGCCCGGAACAAGCUGCCUUGCUGUGGGUCCUAUGGGGCGCUCUUCACGCCACUGCAAAAGCGAGGGGGAUCCCAGUCAUCGACCUGCCUUCUGCUUCUAACGAGGAUGAUGGGAACUCCAAGGGCGAUAAUGCAUCAGAGGAGCCUGCGGCGCCUGGGUCAAGGUGGCAGGUGCAUGGGCUGCCUGAUAUAGGACCGGGGACUCUCAAGUUCCUUCUGACGGCAUGCAGAAACGCAGCAGUGGGUCUGGGCAAGGCCCGGGAGGAGGCUGGCAGCAAGGCGCUCACGUCCUCCUCCACGUCCUUCACGUGUCUGCAGCUCGUGCUCUGCUUCUCCCUCCGCUGCCUCCGCGUUCUUGCUGCCCAAGAGCCCUCCACCACCUCCCAUCCAGUAGCCUCAGACGCCACCCCUGCAGAAACCUCAGCAGCAGCAGGAGGAGGACAAGCUGCAGACUCAAAAUCAACGGCCGAGGAUGCUUUUGUUGCGAUCGGAGGGUCCGAGAUCAUCCCGAUGCUGCUGGAUCUCCUCCAGGGUGUGAGUCUGCCUGGAGGUUCAAGUGGGCAGAGUAAGGAGGAAGCAUAUCCAGGAUAUCGAUCUGAUUUGGUGUCGGUGCUUGCAAACGCGUGUCACCGCCGACCAGCGUAUCAAGACGCUGUCAGAAUGUAUAAAUGUACAGGGGAAAGAACAGAUGGGGAUGUCUCUGGUCUUGUGCUGGUUCUGAGACAGAUAAUUGCAGAGCCUGGUGGGGGUAGUGGUGGUAUUAAGGAAUGGGUGGGUUAUGCUGCGAGGUGUCUGGUGGAAGGGAAUGAGAGCAACAGGAGGGAGCUUGCAGCAGCAGUGCAGGCAGGUUCAGUUUCUCGAGAGACGUUGGAAGCUGCUGGUGUGAAGCCUUCUGGCCAGGGCACUAGAGGCCGCUCACAGGGAUAUACAGCUCGUGCCAGAGCUAGGAAGGAGAAGGGCGAGAGUGGUGGAGCGGUGCAAGCUGAUGGUGAAGCUGGGGAAGCUGCUGCUGUCCCCGUCUUGGAAGGCCUCAGUACCCGUGUCCGUGACUCGAAGAUUUCAGGCAUGGGUCAGCCUUGGGAUGCGGGCCUUGAAUCCCUUCCGAGCCUCCCGCCCUUCACAGCAGGCGCAUUUGAGUCGCACGUCAACAGGCACGCGUCCCGCCUUCCCGUGCCUGUCUUCCGUUCAUAUGACACGGGCCUGCCAGAGACCCUCUUUGAUGCACUGGAAGGGAUGGCCACAGAGGGAGGCGCAGGGAAUAUUCGAUACAAGGGUCGAUCGCGCUAUCACAUCUGGAUAGCAGACACCGAGUUGGACAUCGAGUACAAGCUAAUCUGUGUUCCUAACCCUGACAACUCUGGAAUUAUCCUCACUAAGGUGAAGCACAACUCGGUGCGCUACGCUGUCAUUGACAUCGCUCGCCCCUCCAGCGCCAUUGACUUCCGCCUGCUGCUGCGUCAAGGCUUUGUUCCCUCGAUGUGUGUUUGCCCUCUUGCCCUUAUGCGUUCCUUUCCCUCCUCCCUGCAUUACAUCCCUUUCUCUCCUCACAUCCCAAUUUCUGCUCACAUCCCUCCUCUUCACAUCUCUCCUCUUCACAUCCCUCCUCUUCACAUCUCUCCUCUUCACAUCCCUCCUUUUCACAUCCCUCCUCUUCACAUCCCUCCUCUUCACAUCCGUCCUCUCACAUACCUCCUCCUUACAUCCCUCCUCCCUUUCCUCUCUCCUAUUCCUUUCUCCACCCCCCUCCUAUCAACCAGGACGCCACUCGAUCUGCCUGACGCCACCCAGUCCGCCUGUGAGAGCGUAGCAUCGACAGCAGGCAUCGACAGGAGACGCCACCCGGUCCUCCAGGCAGGCAUCACAGCCCUGGCCUGGCCAUGCACCUCCACUGGUUCCCCUCCUCCCCCCUCUCACCUUCCCCCGUUCUGCUUUCCCCAGGACGCCACCCGGUCCUCCAGGCAGGCAUCACAGCCCUGGCCUGGCCAUGCACCUCCACUGGUUCCCCUCCUCCCCCCUCUCACCUUCCCCCGUUCUGCUUUCCCCAGGACGCCACCCGGUCCUCCAGGCAGGCAUCACAGCCCUGGCCUGGCCAUGCACCUCCACUCCACUGGCUUUGAUCUCACCCUUCCCCUCCUCUGCCCCCUUCACCCCUCCUCAGGAUGCCACUCGAUCUGCCUGUGA
Messenger RNA from Closterium sp. Naga37s-1, 2973 nucleotides. The record is from the annotation of a GenBank genome assembly. NCBI's taxonomy places the organism in Eukaryota, Viridiplantae, Streptophyta, Zygnematophyceae, Desmidiales, Closteriaceae.